Molecule: messenger RNA, 4060 nt
Organism: Seminavis robusta
Lineage: Eukaryota; Bacillariophyta; Bacillariophyceae; Naviculales; Naviculaceae
Source: the annotation of a GenBank genome assembly
CACAGGGGUACUAUUUUCCCUCGUACUGCCAGUAACGUAAGAUGGACGGUGGUUCUACCGUUGUUCCACCCUCAAUUCUCAGUUGCAACGCUGCUCAAUCGAUCUCGCAUGAGAUGAAAUCAAGUAAGUCUUCAGUCCAGCAGAAACGAAGGGAAGACGACAGGACUGCAAUGGUUGCAACGAGCCAGAACGAUGGCUUAUUGUCGACGACGUUUCCAGAGACCAGUUCCUCCUUUACAACUCCUUCUUCUUCUUCUUCUUUGGAUUGGAGAAUCGAUUCGAAAUCCUCUGAACUGUAUGAUUCAUCCUUCAAUCUGCAACCAAGCAAUGCCAAGCGCAAGCUCCUGAAGAGGCGACUUUCCGAUUUAACCAUCGGCAAGUUAAAUGUCACGAAGAUCGCCGUUGUGGGAAGAGAAGAUGAGGUACAAGUCCUGAAGAAUUGCUUUGUUCGAAUGACUACGAGUAGUACUGCAUGUAGUACGACACGAAAAAGAAAGGAACUCAUCUUUAUCAAGGGAUACAGCGGCGUCGGCAAGUCGACGCUAGCCAAGACGAUUGAAAAGGAUGUUGUCGCGGCGUCAGGAAUCUACGUCGAAGGAAAAUUCGAUUUGUACCGUACCCACGAACCCUAUUCGGCCAUUACACAAGCCUUUGGAAGGAUCUGCCGGGCGUUGGUACACAAUCGCCCGCCCCAGGUCAUGCAACGAAUUGGGGAUGCCCUGUCACAAGUGCUCGGUGACGAAGUCCAGUCGUUAAUAUACCUCGUCCCAGAGCUGCAAGACAUUGUUCCGAUUGUCACCUCCAAGGCUCUCGAUGUGGACGACGCCGAAGCCUUGUUUGGCGCGGGACAAGAGAAAUGGAAGUACCUCUUUCGCGUCUUGACACGGGUACUCACUGCGCAAUUCUCCUCCUCCUCUUCGGUCAUGGUUCUCGUCUUGGAUGAUUUGCAAUGGGCCGAUCACAAGUCGUUGGAGGUCAUUGAUUACUUGAUAUCCGAUCAUCAAAAUCAGAACGCACUGGCCAUUGUGGGAUGCUUCCGGUCCUUCGAGGUCGACCAAGACCACAUGCUCGCCAAAAGCAUCCACGGUCUCAAGGCCAAACAGGAAGCGGGCGGUUUCGUCAUUACCACCAUUGAGCUGCAGAGUCUUCAAGUCAACGACACAAACCGAAUGGUCAUGUCCAUCCUGGACACGGACGAUCCAGAAAAGACACGAGGUUUGGCACAAGUGUGCUUCAAGCGAACACACGGAAAUCCAUUUUUCCUUAUUGAAUUCAUCAAGAACCUCGAACGACAAGAAUUCAUCACCUUUAAUCUUGGUCUCUUGAAGUGGACCUGGGAUGUGGACAAGAUUGACAAUGCGACCAUGGCGACGGACAAUGUCGUCGAUUUAUUGCAGGAGAGAAUGAGGAAACUACCAUCCAACUUGCAGCUCUUGUUGCAGUAUGCCUCUUGCCUCGGGGCGUCGUUCAAAGCUUCCACGCUGCGCCUUAUUUGGGAUCCAAAAGGCAGACGUGUGCAGGAGUCAAAAGACGAAGCUGAUUGCAAUACCGGUAAUAUUGCAUAUAUGCUGGAUUCCUUAGUGAAAGGAAAUUUCAUCGAAAGCUGCGGUAUCCAAGAGUAUCGAUGGGUCCACGACAAGGUGCAAGAGGCUGCCGGAUCGCUCGGCAAUGUGGUAACUGCUUCGUUUCGCCUGAAAGUUGGUAUUGAAUUGUAUAACCUGCUGAGUGCAAAGGAACUGGACGAGCGUCUAUUUGACGUGGCCGACUUAAUCAACCAAGGUGACGCCAAGCCACAUCCAGAACUGGCAGAGAUCAACCUGAGGGCAUCCGACAAGGCGAGGAACAUUUCGGCCUUUCAAAGCGCCGCCAUUUAUGCGGUCAACGGGAUUCGUCUUCUUCCAAAAGGCGAAUUGUGGACAACCCACCGGACGCAAGCGCUGCGGUUGUAUACUGUUGGCGCCGAGUUGAACCUGGCCCUGGGCAAUGCCGAAGAAGCCGAGGCAUACAGCAACGAAGUUUUGAAACGAGAAGAUUGUUCCGUUCUCGAAAAGCUUCCACUGAAGUUGGCCAUGGCCCACAAGCUGAGUUCUAUUGAUUUAAAGUACGAUGAAAUGAUAACGUACUGUUUGGGCGCCCUAAAAGAGCUGGGAUGUAACUUGCGAUGGAAGCUAGUUCCAAAGCUCGUGCAAACAGUGUUUGUCAUGAAGCGCACCUUGGAGGCAGCCAAGAAAGCGCCAGACAAUAUCCGCGACGAAGUGGGCAUUAUGACUGACCCCACACAAUUGGCCAUUGUACAUCUCUUGAGGCGUGUGCAGUACGCAUCGUAUCAAAUUGCAGAUGUACUCUUCGUGUCCAUUGCCUUGUGUGAAAUUGUCAACAUGACUUUGAAGCAUGGGAUCAGUUACGCUUCUGGACCUGGGUUUGCGUGCUUGGCAGGGGCUGCGGUCUGCGUAUUUAAUGAUCUUGAAGCCGCCGAUUUGAUCGGCACGAAAGCACUGGCCGUUCAACAGGCAGUCGGUAAGACGAAUGAAGCGGAUACCCUCCACAAUUCCUAUAUGUUCUCCUUGUCCUGGAGAAGACCAUUUCACACAUGUCUGGACGGCUUUGCCAAAGGCUAUACAGUCGGUAUGCGACGAGGCGAAACGGAGUUUGCAUCCUGGGCCCUGGUGUCGCAUCAAGUUUGGGUCCCGUAUGUAAUGGGAAAGCCUUUGCCUAGUAUUCUAGAGUGCUGCCCGGGAGUGAGGCGACAAUUGGACGAGCUACAACAACAUGACCAAGAAACUCUGUGUCGAAUAUAUUGGCAACUGAUUGCUAAUCUGACACUGCCAUCAGCACAUGCGAAACAACUGGAGGGAGCCGUGUUUAGUAAGCAAGAGUUCACGUCGACUUUGCCCUUGCGUAUUGGAGCGGUACAUCAUGCCGAGGGGGAGCUCUUGCUCUUUUACGGAGACUAUGAGACGCUUGCCAAACGUGCGAUUCGGCUGGGAGACGUGUAUGAAAAGCUGAUACCGGCGAAUUUAGUGAUCAUUCCCGAAACCUUUCAUCGGUGUGUGGCGCUCUAUGCCAUGGCAAGACGCACAAGACAGAAGAAGUAUAUCACUCAUGCCAACAGGGUGCGAAAGAAAAUUGAAAAUUGGCGACAACAAGGGAAUCCGAACGUUGAACACUACUGCAUAUUUUUGAACGCCGAGCAAGCUGCUGUCCGCAAGCGUUACGAUUGUGCCGAGGAUUUGUUCAAGAAGGCGAUUGCCAUGGCUGGACGGACAGGUCAUCUUCACCAUGCUGGCCUGUUCAAUGAGCGAUACGCCGACUUUUUGCUUCAUUCUCGGUCCGAUAAGGAGGAGGCUCGGUACCGCUUGAAAGAGUCAAUACGACAAUACGAAGCGUGGGGAGCACGAGGGGUAGUGCACAACUUGGAGAAGAUCUAUUGUGAAAUCUUGGCCUCUUGAUAAUUGGGGACAAGUCUGAUUCUUUCAGAGAUAUGUUUACAGCUUCCCGACAACGCGUGGUCAAAACUCUCUAGCUUAGAAAUAUUGUUAAACAGGAAAGCGACCUAGCUCGGGGGCGGUUUGUAGGGGGAUGGGCAAAUCUUGCUAUAGCGCGGUAGUGUACUCAACAGGAGUGGCGAAUGUAAGAAAAAGGGGCAAAAAUAGAUUUUUGCAGGAAACAAGAUUCAAUUGGAUUAGAUUGCAUUGGAUUAGAUUGAAUUGGAUUGAAUUGGAUUCAGAAUAGUACUGUUAUUUGUAUAGUAAACUGGAAUUCAAUGCAAUGCAAUCCGAGUCUUCCUCGACUCCCAGCCACCGCCUCAGCCGUCCGCACUCCGGAUGACAUGGGCAGUUCACUAGGACUAUUUAGGGACGACUAAAUACACCUGUGUGUGCAGUGUCGAAACGAUAGUGCUAGAGUUUGGGAAACGGUGCUAUCUAGUGCACCAAUCCAAAACCGUUGGGAUCCAAAACCGUUGGAAGGUGCAAUCUGGUGCACCUAGCCAAAACCGUUGGAAACCGACAUUGAACUGAGUAGCCCCUUAAAAGAAAAGGACGCCAUUGUCCUCUUCGAU